AUGUCUUGUUUAGUAUCUUACUCAGAUAGUGACGAGGAAAGAACAGAUGGAACUAGCGAUACACAUACAUCUGACAGUAGAGUUGGGAACAGAUUAAAAAGAUGUUCCUCCCCUGAGGUUAAUUUAGAGACAAAGAAAGUAAAACACAGUGCGAAUGUCUUGCCCCUUCCUGACACGAUAAAAUCUUUGUUUGCUGAAAAGUCUCGAACUCAUCAAGAUGACCCCGAAAAACAUGACGGACGGAUACGUUCAUUCGCACAUGAGGAAGGAAGCUGGGCUACACAUGUGCACAUCCCAUAUGAUCAUGAUUCACGAUUUAAUGACUUAGUCAGUGAGCUAUUGCUUUGUUUACGUCCGCUGGACUUCAAGCCAAUGGAAAGUUUUCACAUCAGUCUCUCUCGGACUGUCAGUUUACGUCACCAUUGGAUCAAAUCACUCACUGACUCACUCCAGGCCAAGGCACGAAUACUGCACAAGUGUUACUGUGAGAUGAUAUCUGUGAAGUUAUACACAAAUGAUGAGAAGAAUAGAACAUUUGUGGCAGUUGAGGUACACUCUCAUCCAGCUGUGCUAAGGGACUACGUUGUAGCUGUUGACAAGUGCCUUGAGGAGUUUGGACUUCAGAAAUACUACAAGGAUCCGUCAUUCCACAUGAGUGUAGGAUGGUGCCUUGGAGAUGUUCUUCCUGAUGUCACAGAUGAAAAGAAACGACAACUACAGGUAGUCCUGGACGGAUAUCUACAUACUAAUCCGGACCUUAAACUCCUCCCUGUGGACCAGAUACAGUGUAGAUCGGGCAACAAGGUCUUUACAUUUACGCUGGAUACAUGA
Messenger RNA from Ylistrum balloti, 831 nucleotides. RefSeq names its product U6 snRNA phosphodiesterase 1-like. The transcript is spliced from 7 exons. NCBI's taxonomy places the organism in Eukaryota, Metazoa, Mollusca, Bivalvia, Pectinida, Pectinidae. The record is from RefSeq and is a predicted model, not a curated record. Gene Ontology annotation, molecular function: 3'-5'-RNA exonuclease activity. Gene Ontology annotation, cellular component: nucleus. Bases 1 to 831 code for a protein of 276 amino acids. Gene Ontology annotation, biological process: U6 snRNA 3'-end processing.